UUUUUGUUCAUUCUUACUGCGAUGGUCUACAUACACUUAUCUAAUUUCAGCGUCAGGUCGUGUACAUACAGCCAAACACACAGUUGAUAAACCACCAAUUCGCUGUCUAGGGUCUAGGUUCCAUGCUAUAUACAUUGAGCUACGAGUUGCAACGAAGUGAGUCGUGUGAAUAUCAGUGAAUAUCGCGAAAGCGGGUGGCGUAUGUGACUAUGGUGCUUGUAAAAAUGUCGCCGUUUCUGAUAAUUGUAUAGACGUAAAUAAAACUGAGUAAUAUGUCUCAUCGAGUUAGCAGUCGAGUAGGAGUAUCCUCAGAAAACGGUGUUGUUAAUCGUUCCUCAUCAUCAUUAAAGUGUCAACAGCCGUCUUGUGCUGUUUGUAACAAAAAAGGUAUAUUACAAAGGUGUUCUAGGUGUAAAAAUAUUUAUUAUUGUUCAAAAGAACACCAAAAGAUUGAUUGGAAGAAACAUAAAGUUAAUUGUAUUGACGAUUCGUUACCUUCGUCUACAUCUCCCUCAUCACGUUUAUCACCAACAGCAUCGAUAUUUCCAGAUGAUGCUGAUGUUCAUUCUGCUGGUGUUUGUUUAAAUGAUAGAAAUAGUAAAAUUAAAGUGGGACCUUCAUUGAGCUAUGAAUCGUCGGAUUGUUUGACAGAUAGUAAAACAUUGGUUAACCGAACUAGUAAUAACAGCAACAGUGAGGUUUUUUCACGAUUUAUACCGCAGCAGACGUCAGCAGUUAAUAUCGAUGAAAAAAGUAAUCAAUGUACUCGGGAAUUAAACAAUACGAAAGGUAUUAAUAUAAUAAACCAAAUCAAUAAAAAUAUUGCACAUGCGAAGAGAAAAUUAAAAUCUAAUGGAAGUUCACCAGAAGAUAAAGGAGACACGGAUAGUAAAAGUUUACCCGAAAAUUUAGAGGGAGAGAUAUUAUUAAGUGCGACCGCGAAAUUGAUGAAUCGUAUUCCACCACAAAAGAUUUCAAAUUCUGGUGAAAAAACGGAAGGUGUCAUUUCUGAUACUUCGUUGCAACACGACGCGAUGAAGAAUUUUCCAGAAGUUGUCCUCAGAGGAGACCUCGACGUUAUUUCUCCUUUUGUGUGUAGGGGUAGAAAUAAUGGUGAUAAUAAAACUCUUGAAGACAUUUGUUCUAAUGUUAUUUACGAUAUGAAUACGUACGGAGUUUGUGUUGUUGACGGUUUUCUUGGUCCUGACAGAGGCCUCGCGGUGUUAAAAGAAGUUUUAAAUAUGUACGAUUCGGGAAUGUUUCAAGCCGGUCAAUUAGUGUCUAAUAAAGCUAGUCUUAGAAAUUCACAAUCAAUUAGAGGUGAUAAAAUAUUGUGGAUUGAUGGUAAAGAAAGAGAAUGUAAAAAUAUUGGUAUGCUUAUUUCUCAAGUUGAUGCUAUUAUUGUGAAAGCUAAUAAGAUGCAAAAAAAUGGUACUUUGGGAAAUUACACUAUCAACGGAAGAACUAAGGCCAUGCUAGCUUGUUAUCCUGGAGAUGGUUCUCAUUAUGUUAAACAUGUAGACAAUCCAAAUAGUGACGGCAGAUGCAUAACUGCUAUUUAUUACCUCAAUAUUAAUUGGAAUACUGUUGAAAAUGGAGGAUUGCUGAGAAUAUUUCCGGAAGGUUGGAAGGAUCAAGUAGCAAAUAUUGAGCCACUUUUUGAUAGAAUUAUCUUUUUCUGGUCAGAUAGAAGAAAUCCACAUGAAGUUCAGCCGGCGUAUAAAACUAGAUACGCAAUUACGCUUUGGUACUUCGAUGCUGCGGAGCGAUCUAGAGCUUGUCAGAAAUAUGAGAAAGAAAAAGAUAAACGAAAUCCUUUAAGUUAAUUUUACUUUACUUGAAAUAUGUGAUGCCGCUUGUAAUUAAUUAUUUUUUUUUAUAACUGAGUUAAUGUGAUUAUUUGAAACUAGGAACCCACUCUUCCACUCAUAAAUACAAUUAUUGAAAGAUAUUAAUAAAAAAUAUUGUAAAAAAAACGCGAUUAAAUACAUCACAAGUAUUAUCAAUUAAAAAAUAAAUGUAUAUUAUAUACUGAUGUAUAAUAAUGUGCAGAAAUUGAGUGAUGUUUAGUCACACGUUAACAUUUAAUUCAGUGUUUAUGUUGAAUCAAAAAAGUGCAAUGAACUCUUAUGCUAAUUUUUUUUCUCUAUUUUAGUAUUCAACAAUACAUUCAUUGAAUUUUAUCUA
Messenger RNA from Cotesia glomerata, 2187 nucleotides. It is a transcript of the gene Hph, whose product is annotated as egl nine homolog 1. The record is from RefSeq and is a predicted model, not a curated record. Gene Ontology annotation, molecular function: peptidyl-proline 4-dioxygenase activity; ferrous iron binding; L-ascorbic acid binding. NCBI's taxonomy places the organism in Eukaryota, Metazoa, Arthropoda, Insecta, Hymenoptera, Braconidae. The transcript has 4 exons. Gene Ontology annotation, biological process: cellular response to hypoxia; peptidyl-proline hydroxylation to 4-hydroxy-L-proline. Gene Ontology annotation, cellular component: nucleus; cytoplasm. Bases 273 to 1826 code for a protein of 517 amino acids.